Molecule: messenger RNA, 8088 nt
Organism: Erpetoichthys calabaricus (reedfish)
Lineage: Eukaryota; Metazoa; Chordata; Cladistia; Polypteriformes; Polypteridae
Product: CREB-regulated transcription coactivator 2-like
Exons: 15
Coding region: 24-2414 (796 amino acids)
Biological process (GO): protein homotetramerization; positive regulation of transcription by RNA polymerase II
Cellular component (GO): cytoplasm; nucleus
Molecular function (GO): cAMP response element binding protein binding
Source: RefSeq, a predicted model, not a curated record
CCUCUCAGACAACUCAGUUGAAAAUGUCUGCGUCGGUCGCGGGUGGUGGAGGACCUGGUCCCGGUUCGGGAGCGGGUUCCGGGCCAUCUAACCCGCGAAAGUUUAGCGAAAAAAUUGCCCUGCAUACACAGCGACAAGCCGAGGAGACCGCCGCCUUCCAGGAGGUCAUGAUGGACAUCACAUCGACUCGGUUACAAGCACAGAAACUCCGUCUUACCCACGGCCAAGGACAUUAUUAUGGAGGAUCACUUCCAAACGUCAAUCAAAUCGGGAGCAGUUUGAGUGAAUUUCAGGUUGGUCCUAGAGGUACUUUCAGCUCAAGCCUGGAUGUGACGCGUGGAACACGACAUCGUGGACUAGUGGAGAGAGUUCAGAGGGAGCGCCGUUUAAUAUCACCUCUGCGACAUUACCGUCGACAAAUUGACAGUUCUCCAUAUAGCUCUGCCUACUUGUCUCCACCUGCUGAUGCCAGUUGGAGAAGGAAUUUUUGGCCGGGCAACAUUCCUACGGACAAAGGACAGUUAUUUCGACUACCUUCAGCUGCACUUAACAGAACAAACUCGGACUCUGCACUCCACACUAGUGUAAUGAACCCCAACUCUCAUGAUCCCUUCAAUCAAGGAAUAGGAUUUCAACAUCGAAGUGGUCUGGCUGAUGGAGACUGUGGCAGAAUGUUUCCUUAUCCAGUUCCACCCAUUGAAGAGAAUAUUCUGGAUGAUACAAAGCCACUUUUGAAAUCAUGGGAUGCAAAAAAUUUACCCAUGCUGUCCUCAAGACCAAAAUCCUGUGAAGUGCCGGGAAUCAAUAUUUUCCCCUCUCCAGACCAGCAGCCCAGCAGUCCCCAUAUCCCAUCUGCCUUAAACACAGGAGGUUCUUUACCAGACCUCACUAGCCUACAUUUCCCAUCACCUCUUCCAACUCCCCUGGAUGCGGAUGAGCCUUCUUUUCCUAACCUGAGUGGUGGAAACAGUACAGGAAACUUAGCAAGCACUUUGACCCACCUAGGUAUCGGCAUGAACAACACUUUUAGUUCACAAGCACUCUCCAUCCCUUUGCAGAGUAACUCUUCUCUUCAGUCAUCACUUAGCAACCCUAACCUGCAAGCCUCACUUGGGAACAAGCCUUUCCAGACCACCAGCUUACACUCGUCUCUGAGCAACCCCUCCUUGCUCUCAUCUCGAAGCAGCUCUUCUUCUCAGCUUUCUGCUCUUGGCAACCAGUCUCGGCAUUCAUCAAUGAGCAGUACCUCUUUGCGAACCUCCCUCAGCAACUCAUCCAUUGGUAGCCAUCCCCUACAGACAUCUACUAACAACUCCUCCGUAGACUCCACCGCAUCUACCUACACCUCCUUGAUGAUGACUGGCCCAGUACAGAGCCAAGCCUCCCUGCAACAGCAGUCGGCUGUACCUUCCUCACUCAGCACAUCACCACGGAGACGGGCGCAGCUGAGUCCUUUGGUCCUCCCCAUGGGAGGAGACUCAAGAAGGCAUCAUUCCAAACAGUUUUCACCCACCAUUUCUCCCACGUUGUCAUCAAUUACUCAGGGCGUUCCUUUGGACACCAGUAAACAGCCAAUGGAUCAGCGACUGCCUCCUUAUUCUUACAGUCAAGCACACAAGCCUUUAGCCGUCCAUCAGCAACAGCAAGGUGGACAACAAGGGCAUCCAACACCUCUUCAGCCAGUACAACCAGUUUUGCCAAAUCCACACACUAGUCAACCAGUUCAGCAGCCAUCACAGCUGCCUCAGUCUUUUCAGCAAUCUCAUAAGACAUUUCCUCAGGAGCAGCAACAGUUGGUCAAUGUACAGUUGGGACCACAAAAUCAGCAUUUAAAUGACCAUCAGCAGCAUUCACAAGAUCAUCAGCAACAUUUGCAACCAAUGUUUGAGAUUCUGCCUCCUAGCUCCCAGUUUAAUCAGUGUGUCACGGAUCUAAAUAUGUAUAAUGAUUCUUCACUUCUGGGUUCUCUGCUUGAUGAUCCAUACAUGAAUCUACAGGAGGGAGUGCCACAGGAACAGUCUUUAACUCAUCAGCUGGAACAGUUCAACAUGGUAGAAAGGCUGGCAUUUCGCAACAACCAUCACCAGCUGCAAAGGGAUCUUACAGACCUUGCCUUUUCUCAUCCUUCAGAAUGCAGCCAUGGUGAUCAGCAAGAUUCACCAUUUUUUACCAAACAGAAACAGAGCUGUUUAGAAGGCCGUUUGGGAAAUGUGUCCAACAUUAUCUACACAGGUGACUCUCCUCCUGGAUUAUCAAAGGAGAUCACAAGUGCCUUGGCAAGUGUACCUGGAUUUGAAGGGGUCACUUUCCCACUGGAUGAGGAUUUGGAGGGAUUCAACAUGCUGUCUGAUGCUGACCUUAUGCUUUCUGAUACUUCUGUCGAGGACUCACUCCGUUCUGACCGGCUCAAGUGAGAAUUACAGGAAAGUGGUGGUGGGAAGACUAAAGUCUACACUCAAUUCGAAGAAAUGGGUUCAAGAACCAUUAGUGAGAAUUGGCUAUGCUGCCAGAAGGUUUUGUAUUCUUAGAUUUGAGUGUCAUUUGUGGCCUUGUUUCCAUGUUUAGUACAUCCCCUCAAAGUAUUCUUUUAUAGCUCAUUUAAGAGUGUGCUCUAAAUGAUUACCCUCAAACCCUCCCACCACUUCUGUCUCUUAAUGCCUGCUAUGUAGGCAGAUAUCUAAAGAUCCUAGGGCUCAAAUACCACUGUUGUCAUUGAGUAGAUCAUACAUUGAGCAAAUAGUUACAGCCACAAGAAUGGGACCAGCAUAGUCAAACUGACCAAUGAAUAAGGAACUUGGCUUCAGUGUGCAAUGCUGUUGACAUGGAAAGACUUACCAGAUGGAUAUCUAAUAUGCAGUGCAGAGUGGCAGUUGGCCUAUUUUUCUGGGAAAGCUCAAUGUACUGCAUCUUGGAAUACAUGACCAGCUCACUGGAUUUGCAGUGUAACUGAAAAGAGGAGGAGUUUUAAUGAUUUUGAUUUAAAGAAAUGCAGACAACACAGUAAGGGCAGUGUUUUUUUGUGGUUGCUUCUUAUGGUAGAAUUUAAAGGAUUUGUAAGUUAAACUGAGCUAUGGAGAGAUUAGCAGCUCUUUGAAAGUAGCAGAGAGUAUUGAACACUGCAACAGAGAAGAGAAGAGUGCUAAUGUAGCUGCAGUGCAGUAGUAAAGAGUUCAAGAUGUAACCCACAUAGUAAAUGGUUCAACCAUUUAAUUUCUGUCAAGCCUCAAAUUCUGAAAGCACAAAAAGCAGGAGUGUUAAACUGGGUGCCUUUAGAUUUCACGAGUAGCUCAGGGAGUAGAACAGAAAGAGCUCCGUUGUCAAAUUUUAAUAAGGGUUCCCUUCAUUCCUGUUAAUAUGGUCAUGUCACCAUCUAUCCUAAAGGGCUUCCCAUGUUUACAUAUCCCAAUAUGGCUUGACAGCAGGGAAUAUGUCAGUUACUGUAAAUCCCACCCCCAACCCCCAGAUUGUGCCUCUGAAUUUACAGAACAAAGUGUCUUAUAGUUGCACUGUAUACAUUCCUCCACUUUACCACUAGAGGGCAAAAUUUAGCUGCAAAAGGUGAAGGCCUAUUCAAGUAGAUUGUCAUUGUGUUUUUAAUUUAUUUUUUAGUACAAUUGUGGCUGGCAUGAAAUUGUAUGUUUUUAAUACGUAAUUAAAUCUUCCUCUGAAGCUGUUGCUGUAGCAAUGUUUAAUAGCGGUCUAGCAUUGUUCCCUCUUGGAUGGGUUAUUCAAAAUGGGGAAAAAAAACGGGCAGUGUUUGAAGAAAUGCGCUGAGAUGGUAGUAUGUGAGGUUAAAAUACUGUACAAGCACAGGCAUGUCAAGAUUCAGAAGGGGAAAUCCCCCAAUGCAGCGCUUUCCAGCAACUUAGGUCACUAUGUUCAAGUAGAGAGCAAUGCUGCUAACACUUCCUCAGUUCUCUAAAGCCACAGUGACCCUUGCUCUAAAAGAUAAUGAAGACCAAAAAGUACUAGUUUGUCAUUAGUCCUCAUCUAAAUAAAGACAGUAAAACAGCCAAAAAGUAAAGUGGUAAAAAAGAAACAAAGAAGUUUAACAUUGAAUAAAAAGAUCAUGUCUUCACGACUUACUCAGUAUCUUUGAUUUAUUCUUAUGAAUUCUGUCAGCUUUCAUGAUUUUAGUGGCCUUCUAGAAAUAUAACUUAUUUUUCUCUAUAAAGAAAUGUAACAAGAGUGCCUGAAGUGCCAAUUUGGAUGUAUAGAUCAAACAUAGCAGAAUUAUUGCUAUAAUAACUCAGAACCAGCUCAGUGUCAUCUUAUUACAUAAUAAUCUUACAUGCUGCUUUGAUAGUCCAGCUUUCUGAUAUAUUGCUACAACAAGCAGUUGCAGGCAAGAUUCCAAUGUUUAGUGUGUGUCAUUAGCAGACAUUGAGCCAAUAAAUAACAAAAUUAGCCAUCUGUCUGUAAAUACUUCUGUCAUGCCAAGCAUAGGUUUCUGUUGUUUAAUGACUUGCAAUGUUUUUUUUUGUUUUUUUUUUUCCAUUGUCAUAUGGGGUUCAGUUUUAAAACCUUUUAAAUUUUUUGUACUUCUUUUAAAUGUGAUAUUUCUUCAUUUUGUAUAUAGCAAUUUGCUAACGGUUCAUUUUAAUGUAUUGUUAUAGAGCUAAUGGGAAAGAAACUUCACCUGUAAAUAGUUCAUAAUAGCCAUAUGCUCUUCUUUAAACCUAACAUAAGGUAUCUCAAGAUUUUUUUAAUGACAAAGUGUGUAUGUUCUCUCAUUUUUCAAAUGGAAACAAUGGAAAAUAGCACUGUUUAUUUUACAGAUAAAAAAUGAAAAAAGCACUUGUAACUUUGAAAGGCUUACUCAAUUACUUACUUAAUGUUUGUAGCUAACUGUCCGUGAAACCCAUCCCACUUUCCUUCUUUUAAACAUGCAUCAUCUUAAUGUUGUUUCUUUAUUGGUAAUAUCUAUUGUGCAGUUCACUUUGUGUAUUAAUUUGAUAUUAACAUUUAAUGGUUAUUGACACUGGAUUUUAUUUUAGCCAGGCUCCAUUUGGUUUAUUUGCUUUGAAAGUUGCAUCAGUUUGCUAAUUGUUCUUCUCACUGAAAGCACGCUAUAUAAUUGUGGAAGUGAGCAGAGCUUUGUAUUAUGAAUUUUAUUUACGUAAGUUCAGGUCCUGUACAGUAGAGCACUUUUUAUAAGACAUAAUACGUACAACUCUCUGUAGAUUUACUUAGUUGUGUGGUCUUACAAUAACCCGAUCAUUUACUUAUUAUGAGAAUGCUAUUGUCAAGUACUGAAUGGAACCAAAAGUGUAAUUCAUAUUUACAAAGAAAAUAAGGGCUUGUGUAUUCUAUUCAUCCAACCUUUUUUUUAACCUGUUAAUUCAGAGUAGUGUUGCAAGGAAGCAGAAUCUUUUCCAGCGUCAAAGCAGGAAACAGCCCUAUGUGGGAUACCAAUGUAUAGCAGUGUUUGUCCCCAAACAUAAGUCAUUUAGACAUUACAGCUGACCUGGCCUCUUAUCUUUGAAAUGUAAAAAGGAACCAGAUCACCUGACAGAAACCUGACCAUAAGUCACCACAGCUAGUUAUCAAAUGUGGAGCCAGAGCUCUAUGGAGCCCCAGUGCUACUGCUGUACCACUAACCAACCCUGCCUUAUCCAGUUCACACUUAACAAUUUUAAAUCAACUAAACAAGUGUAAGUUUUCCUCAUAUGCUUUUUAGGGUAGCCUUUUUCAUUUUGUUAAUACCGUACUUAUUAAACGGGGCAUUGUUAAGGUCCUUAAGUUCCAACUCCAUUGUUUUAAAUAACUUGGAUAAGUUAAAAUGAAGAGAAUUAUGUACAGUAUGUAGUUUUCCACCAAUGUUCCAAAAAUAGGACAAUAAUAAAGUUUUACCAAUAACACAUUUAGCUGAAAUGGCUUUCUUGGUUAAGGUUCAGAUUAUUAAUAAAAACCUUAUCCAGUCCUUUAAUAUGAUGCAGUUCAAAAUUAAAAAUGUGUACCUCUUUUAAAACUGUCUCCAUUCACUUGCAAAGAACUGACUUUGCCAUUUUUAUCCUAAAGCAUUCACAGGUUUAUUAGGGGAGAUACAACCUGCUAAUUUCCUGGUAUAUUUUAAUUGAAAAAAAGGAUUUGUAAAUUACUUAGACUACUAUGAAGGUUGUUUUCUAAAACAUUAUUACACUAGACUUGAUAUAGAGCUACAGUGGGAGUCUUUUUUCUUUUCCAAAGAUUUUGCCUAAAGUUUAACAGCCAUCAUUUAAUCCAGGUUUAGUAACGGCCUGAAUUACUUGGUUUAGAAAACACAAGAUUAAUUUAAUGCAGUGCCACUUUAAAAUUAGUGCCUUUUUAGCAUGUCAAACCCAGUUUUAGUAUUAAAUAGAGAAUAAUGGGAAAAUGAAGAGAAAAACAUUACUAGUACUUUAAUAUUUAAUGUAUCAUUAUAAGUGUUUUGUUAAGUUCACUAAUGAACUGUUAAAAAGUUUGUUUAUUUUACGUCAUAUUUCAGAUGAUCUGCACCAUAUUCAUGUAAAUCACUUUUUUUCUCCAAAUUAUAUAUUUUAAUUAAUAGUACGGUAAAUUUAAUAAAAUUAAAAAAUUUUGAAAUUGCACCGUCAGAUUCUAAAAUUCUUCCCAUAGUUUGUCAGAUAAACAUUACUCAUGCCCCCGCUUUUCAGUUUUAUAUUAAAACCUUUGAAUUUGUUCACUGCCAUCUUUUGGGUGCUAGCAAUAACAAGGAAGUUACCUGAAAUGAGUAAGUCAGUGCCGGGAUAUACAUGAGGAAUAUGUAACGUUUCAAGAUACACUUUCCUGGAUUUUCUUUAGAUGGUACUGCUAAUUGUUAGUGGCAUUUGAAUGCAGAUCUUUACUUUCACAGUACGUUUCCUAAGCUUUCUGACAAAAAUCAAAAUGCCAUCACCCAGGUUAAAUGUAUUAUUCAAUUAAUGUUAUUAUUAAGUAAAUGUUUUAAAGGCUAGACAAUCAUAAACACCUCUAGCGCCUUUUCACAAUCUUAGAAAUAGUUGUUUAAGACCUGUAAAUGUUUUCAUUCCAAUUCCAAAUUAACUUUUGUUAUGGAUUCUUUUGUACAGUAAAAUGGAAGUGCACAAAAAAUCCCAAAUUUCAUAUACAUUUUUUUUUAUCCUUGAGAAAUGUCUAUGGGGCGAUAGUAAUCAGUACGUUUUAGUUUCAGCCUGGUAUUCUUGUUCUUUAGCAUUUUUACAUGAGGCCUGAACUUUUUGUAAUUCAACUCAAUGGGUCCAAGUUAGCACACUGUACUUAGAACGUUAAAAUUUCCACACAUCAUUUUCAGACUCCUUUCAGUAAAGUAAACCCUGUGUUGUUUUUGUAACUGGUAGCAAAUAAGGAAAUAUUUUUAUUGAUGCUGUUAUAGUUUUAUGAUAUAAAGUGAACUCCAUUUCACAUAAUUUUUAAAGGUUGAUCUUUGUAAUAAUGUCAUGCUGCAGUGAAUUUCCACUGGAUUAUAUAGGAUUUUGGUGGAAUAUUAAGUCCAGUAAGUUGGACUACUGUAUGUGGUUGCAGGGCACAAUGUAUUGCUUCUUCUACAACAGCAUACUUAUGAAAAUAUUCUGAAUUCCUUAAAAUAAAGAUAUUAUAGGUGACUGUUGUAUGAAAAAGAGUGGUGUGCAUCAGUAAACAAGUUGUAAGCACAAUGAUAAGUAUAUUAAUCUUCUUCUUUCAGUUAGCCACCAACGAGUUGUGUUCAUUACACAUCCAUGCAUAGUAACCUAUUUGAUAAAUAUUGUAUCUUUCCAUAUAAGGGGGUCAUGUGAACUGAGAAAAUCUACACAACAUGUUACAAUUACAUAGCAGGACUGACCAUUCAUAAUACCUUGCAAGAUGUGCCAGAUGUUGUGGUGAUCUGCUAUUUUUGUUUGCUUGUUUUUUGUUUUUCAACUUUAUUUCUCAGAUUUAACAGAACAAAAACUACACCCUCUAGUUUAUUUUCCUGGUUGAUUUAAUGUUGUACAUUAACUGAAACAUUCUUCUAUGGACAAAGGACAGGCCAUACGCCCUGUGGAAAAGUCACAUGAAAAAUGGAGAGAAUACACAGCAAGUUGACAGCCCUGUUGGGAAUUAAAUUAGAGACCAAACUUUAAGAAAAAUAAA